This is a messenger RNA of Archocentrus centrarchus (flier cichlid), 792 nucleotides long. RefSeq lists its product as uncharacterized. The coding region runs from base 1 to 792 and encodes 263 amino acids. The record is from RefSeq and is a predicted model, not a curated record. Gene Ontology annotation, biological process: response to bacterium. Lineage: Eukaryota; Metazoa; Chordata; Actinopteri; Cichliformes; Cichlidae. The transcript is spliced from 6 exons.
AUGAGCUUUGCUACAAUUACAGCUUUGCUGCUCUGCAGCCUCAGCUGGAUCUCUCUCUCAGAGACUCAGACUGUGAAAAUCCAGCCUGGAGAAGAUGUCACACUGCUGUGCUCCAACUUUUCCAGUAGCCCUACUCAAACAGUCUGGUUUAGACUAGUCAACCAAACCCAGCCUCGUUGUAUUUCAUCCAUUUACAAGCCCGAUGAGCCAGCCUCAUUCUGUAACGGAGUUGAACGUAAAAAGUUUGAAGUCACAUCCAACAUCUUGACCAUCUUCCUCAAAAUCAAACAUGUGGAUUUGUCUGACUCUGGAUUGUAUUUUUGUGGAUUUUAUGUAACCAGAAACCCAGUGAUUGUCAGCUCAACAUAUUUGAAGGUUCAAGCUGGUAAAACAACAGACUUGACAACGUUGAUCCUGAGCGGUGUGACUGUUGUUCUCACCAAGGUCAUCAUUUGCCUUGUUGUCAGAAUGAGGCUUCAGAAAGUGUCAGUUUCUCAGUCUCAGACUGUUGAGGUCCAGCUGGAUGAAGAAGUCACCCUGCAGUGUGCCAACAUUUCCAAAUAUAGUGGUGUAGCAUUCUGGUUCAGACUGGUCAACAGAACCAAGGCCAGCUGUAUCUCUAUCAUGUUUGAUGCUGAUAAAAGCGUUGCGUACUCUGAGGGUGAAGACAAACAUCAACAACAGAGUGAGAAUCUGGGCUUUGAUGACGUGAACUAUGCCACGGUGACAUUUGGUCGAAAACCACGAAGAAGAGACCUUGAACCAAAUGUUGUGUAUGCUGCCACCAGAUAG